Molecule: messenger RNA, 3625 nt
Organism: Entrophospora sp. SA101
Lineage: Eukaryota; Fungi; Glomeromycota; Glomeromycetes; Entrophosporales; Entrophosporaceae
Source: the annotation of a GenBank genome assembly
AAAACAGAUGUGGAAAUAUCUUCGUAUCCCAAAUAUCAUGUGGCAAUAAGCCCCGAUGGUAAACAUGUUGUCACUUUUGAUACUGAUACACUUGAAUUGAGUACAUGCAUGAUUGACAGUUUAGAUCAAGCUAAAACCAUAAAAUAUGACGCAUUAUCAGUUGACACAACAUUAAAAUUGGUUUGGUCGUUAGCGGUCUCUAAUUCAAUAGAUACUCAUGAAACAGAAAUAUUAAUAGCAUUAUCAUGUUUCGAUGAACAUACAAUGAUGUUGAAUCAGAAUAAUAAUAACAUUGAAGAAGGUCAAGGAAGUUAUGAUAAUAGAUAUCAAAGAAUAAUAACAAAUGACGAGGAAAAUUGUUAUAGCAAGAAAAACUAUUCAGAAACUUGGAUAUUUUCUACUAGACAUACAAAGAGAAUUACGACAACAAUUGAUGAAAUUGGUGGGCUAGUAAAAUUUUUAAAUAAUGAUGGUAAAACAACAGCAGAUGAUAACAAUCAUGCAAGCGUUAUUGUUUUGAAUGCUACAGGAAUUUAUAAAACUACUUUUAAUGUUUCUACAACGGAAAAUGAAUUGAAAAAUAAUGGAAUGAUGGCAAAAAUAAUUAAUUCAAUAGACGAUAUCAAUAAUAUGUUGUCUUUAUUUUUUAAUGAUUUAACAGCAACACCUCUUGAAGAGUUCUCUUAUCCACCAAAGAUUCAAAUGGAAUUGAAAAAAUUAUACCAGAACAUUUCUUGUCUGGAACUAUUAUCGCGUAGUAUUGAGAAUGAUUAUUUUUUGGUGGAGGAUUAUAAAAAUAGAAUACAAGUUGUAGAAAUGUACAACUUAAAUACCAGUAAGUUGGAUAUGAUCUUCCAUCAACAUGAAGAUAUUGUCAAUACUUCAGUUGGUCAUGGUAGUCCUGCCGUUUCCAUAUCCACCCAUAAAACAUUACUGGCUUACUGUAGAGGUUCAAACUUUAUGUCUAUUUAUUUGAUGGAGAACAGUUUGGAGAUCGCUAGUCGUCAAUUCAAUCAUCUCGAAAAAAUCCUGUCAAUAGAUUUUGUUAAUGAUGAUGAGUCUUUAUUGAUAAUCGCUGUUGAAAAAGAAAGAUCAACCCCAGUGAUUAUUGUAUGGGACCUUUUCACUUAUUUUAACGAUUCUAUACGGAUAUUGAAGGAUUCAAGUCAAGUUUUUCCUAGCUCGGGUCAUCGCUUAGUUAGAUCAUCCGGUAAAAUUUUAUUGAUUGAUGAAAUGGGUAAACUUAAAUCUAUUCUAAAAGAUGAGUCCCUAAAAUACUUAUUAAAACCAAAUAGAACAUCUAAUGAAUUGAUAGAAUUGCCAUUACAAGAACUUUAUGAAUCUGAAUGGGACCAGGCUGUAGCUCAUACCGUAUUUGAUCAGAGUAAUAAAUAUGAUGUAGACAACCUAAAAAUAAGAAGCAAUGUUAUAGCUCAUAAUAAAGAACCUUGGAAUCAUAAUAGAAAUUAUAAUCGUAUAUCAGCAUUUUUAAAUAAAGAAAAAACUUUACAAUUAUUUAUUGGCGAGUCUACAGUUCAAGUCUGGUAUAAGAAGAAGUUGAAAGGAGGUAAUGAUAGUUACGAUCCGAAAGAUUCAAAAUCAAUAUUGAAAUAUAUUUGGACAAAUCCAACCAAGGAAAAAGCUCAUUUAAAAUCUUUGAAAAUUGGCGAUAGAGAAUUUAUAGUUAGAUUUGAAUUUGGAUCAAAUCCACAUAGCAACGAAAAACCAAUAAAGAUUCAUUGGCCAUAUGACGUCAAUGCUAUCAAAGACGCAUGUUCAGCAUUGCAUUAUUUCUACACUAGAAGAGAUGACCCAGCUGGACCCAAAAAACAACAACAAUUUGAAGAUUUAAUAGCACAAACAGAAACAAUUGUCGUUAAAUUCAUAAAAAGAAACCCCUCAGUGUGGAAAAUGAUUGAUGUACGUUAUGAAGUUAUGGCCAAUCUAAUUUCGGGUAGACGUAUAUCAUUGAUACAAAAUAUCUUAAAGCCCGACAAAAUGAUUUUUAAAAAUCAAAAGGAUUUAAUAAUGUUUUUACACACUCCUAGAUUAUACGAAUGGCCUCGUAAACCGAAAGAAAGUGACUUGGAAGUUGCUAUUAAAUGUAGUGAAAAAAGACAUAAUAAAGAUUUGAUAAUUGUGUCAACCCUACUGGAUUAUUAUUCUGAGAAUGCUAUGGAUAAUACAGGAUGGAUGUUUUCUGUAAGCCGUGCAAUACCUUUAUUAUUGGAUCAUCAAACGUUCGUCAAAGAUUUAUUUUCUAAACCAUGUUUUGGAGCCAAAGAAAUACACGUAGAUGAAUCGUAUAUUAGUCCGGGAGAUUUGCCAAGAGGCAAAUCCAAAUAUGUUAGAGCUUUUGAUGCAAAGAUGGUAUUAAAACGUAAAAUAAAACCCGUGGAAGAAAACCGAUCUACAAAAAACAGCGGCCAUCAAUUAUCAGCAUUACAAAAAGUCAUACCAGGUUUAGAUCGUGCAAAUUCUUCGUCGUUGAUAGCUUUAAGGCUUGCGCCAUUACCUGACUUCACUGUUUACCCCGAAAAUGUUAAACCCCAAAAUGUUAAUUACAGGUUUCUACCAUUACAACUUUUAAAGAUAUUGAUAUGGCCGCCGAGAAAUCAUUUUAUCAGACAUUGUAUAUUAUAUUCUAGUUUUGCAUUAUUGUUUGGUGUAAUAACAGGGGCAGUUAAAAAUAAAUUUUUCACUCAACAUCAAAAAGAUUCGUCAGGAUAUGGAAUAGAAAUUCUAUCUUAUUUAUUAACAACUAUAUUCUAUUAUUUAGGAUAUUAUUUAUUGGCAAUUGAAUUAGUACAAUUUAGACAUGAGGGUUGGAGAAGAUAUUUUAGUGUUUAUAACUUUUUUGAUAUAGCAUCAGUUAUUAUGCCACUUGCAGCUUAUUCAGUGGGGUUGAUUAGAGCUAAAUAUGAUACAGAUGAUCCCAUUACAUCGGGGAGACAACUAACCAUCGCUAUAUCAUUUACAAUAUUGGUUAUGUGGUUUGAAUUGUUUUUGCUUUUAAGAUUUUUUUCAAUUACGGGAUAUUAUAUUUAUAUUAUAAUUAAUAUUGUGAGGAUUGUUUGGCCAUUUAUAGCAUUUAUGUGCAUAGUAGUAUUAGGAUUUGGUCAUGCAAUGUAUGUUUUACUACGUUAUCCGGACGAAAUAGGAGUAGCUCCCGAUGGGAAUCAAUACCAAUAUAUAGAUCCUGCCACGAAUGCUACAGUAUCUAUAGAUGCGUAUUAUCAAUUGGACAAUACUGAUGGUAGUGUUGAUUAUGGAUAUUCUUCUUAUCAUAAUAAUGAUGAUAGUAUUGAUGAUGGUAAUUUCAAUAGCAAUUUGGACAAUGAUAAUUUAAUAGUCAAAGAUAAAAUUCGAGAUGUUGGUUCUUCCAGUUCUAAAUCGAAUAUUCAACGACGAUCUUUAUUGCCAAUAGAAGACAGUAUAACAUCUAAUAAAGAUAAGGAGAAUACUAUUAGUAGUAAUGAUGAUUUUGUAGAAGUGAAUUCCAUUCAAAAAGACAUUUUAGCAUUAAAUAAUAAUAUAAAAUCCAUUGAAAAUAAUUUUGAUAAUAGGAUGAAAACAAUGGAAAAAAGAAUUGAUCUGAUACUAGAUUUCAUGGCAAGGCUUGACG